AUGGCGGCGCCCACUCUGUCUGCGUCAACGGACUUCAGUGCGGGAGACCAUGUUGAGACAUUCCCUACAUCCAGACAGCAACAGCAGGAAGAUCACAGAGCUAAGAGGUCUCACCACUGCCCACACUGUGAGGAGAUUUUUCCAAUUCUUUCAAAGCUAAAAACACACCUAAAAAUACACACAGGAGAGAAUCCGUAUUCCUGUACUGACUGUGGGAAGAGAUUCACAACAUCAGGGGUUCUGACAGUUCAUCAGAGAGUGCACACUGGAGAGAAGCCUUACUUCUGCUCUGACUGUGGAAAGAGUUUCUCUAAACAGAACAACUUAAAAUAUCACCAGCGAAUACAUACAGGAGAGAAGCUUUACUCCUGCUCUGACUGUGGGGCAAGUUUCUCUCGACUCAAUACCUUAAAAACACACCAACUUAUACAUACAGGUGAGAAGCCUUACUCCUGUUCUGACUGUGGGAAGAGUUUCUCUGUAAUGGGCAACUUAAAAACACAUGAACGUAUACAUACAGGAGUGAAGCCUUACUCCUGCUCUGACUGUGGAAAGAUUUUCUCUCAACUGGGCCACUUAAAAAGACAUGAACAUAUACAUACAGGAGUGAAACCUUACUACUGCUCGGAUUGUGGAAAAUGCUUCACAACAUCAACUCAUCUUAAAGUUCAUCAGAGUACACACACAGAAGAGAAGCCUUACCCCUGCUCUGACUGUGGGAAGAGUUUCUCUCAACUGGGCCACUUAAAAAGACAUGAACAUAUACAUACAGGAGUGAAGCCUUACUCCUGCUCUGACUGCGGAAAAUGCUUCACAACAUCAACUGAGCUAAAAGUUCAUCAGAGAACACACACAGGAGAGAAGCCUUACUCCUGCUCUGACUGUGGAAAGAGUUUCUCUGUAAUGGGCAACUUAAAAACACAUGAACGUAUGCAUACAGGUGUGAAGCCUUACUCCUGCUCUGACUGUGGAAAAUGCUUCACAACAUCAACAGAGCUAAAAGUUCAUCAGAGAACACACACAGGAGUGAAGCCUUACUCCUGCUCUGACUGUGGAAAGAGUUUCUCUGUACUGGGCAACUUAAAAAUACAUGAACAUUUACAUACAGGAGUGAAGCCUUACUCCUGCUCUGACUGUGGAAAAUGCUUCACAACAUCAACUGAGCUAAAUGUUCACCAGAGAACACACACAGGAGUGAAGCCUUACUCCUGCUCUGACUGUGGAAAGAGUUUCUCUGUACUGGGCAACUUAAAAACACAUGAACGUUUACAUACAGGAGAGAAGUCUUACUCCUGCUCUGACUGUGGAACGAGUUUCUCUCAAAUGGGCCAGUUAAAAAGACACCAAGGUAAACAUAAAGGAGAGAAGCCUUACCACUGAUCUGACUGUAUAAAAUGUUUUAAAACAACAGCUGAGCUAAAAGGUCAUCAGAGAACAGACACAGGAGAGAAGCCUUACUUAUUCUCCUAAUGUGGCAAGAGUAACUCAAGUGAAAGUCAUCAAGUAAAAUACUACUUGAGUAAAAGUCUAAAGGUAUUUGGUUGUAAAUA
Salvelinus namaycush (lake trout) is the source of this 1550-nucleotide messenger RNA. RefSeq names its product zinc finger protein 665-like. Gene Ontology annotation, biological process: central nervous system development; regulation of transcription by RNA polymerase II. Gene Ontology annotation, molecular function: RNA polymerase II cis-regulatory region sequence-specific DNA binding; DNA-binding transcription factor activity, RNA polymerase II-specific. Lineage: Eukaryota; Metazoa; Chordata; Actinopteri; Salmoniformes; Salmonidae. The record is from RefSeq and is a predicted model, not a curated record. Gene Ontology annotation, cellular component: nucleus. The coding region runs from base 1 to 1380 and encodes 459 amino acids. The transcript has 2 exons.